AGAAACAGAGUACAGCAUAGCCCUAUAUCUAACAGUGUUAGCACUGCAGAACUGUUAGAGUACAGUUUAAAUUCCUGUUCAGCUGUCUCAGAUCUUUCAAGAUGUCCUCAGAUAUUAAUGUCAAACCAGAUCUAUCAAGAAAUGUGAGAUGCAGCAGAAAGGAGCAGGAGGACGGAGCAGAGUGGGAGCAGAGGGAGGUGAACACCUACGAGAGUGCAGAUGAGAUCAGAGAAAGUUAUGAUGAUUUUCAGUCACAGCAAGGAGGACCACAGACUCAGAAUCCUCCUUCAGUCCAGAAGGGCUCUUUCAGAUGUGCUACACUGGCUCUAAGAGUGCUGUGCCUCCUGAUGUUAGCUGGGAUCAUCAUCCUGUCCAUAUGCUUUGGUUGGAGUAACAGUCAGUUACAGAGCAGUUAUGAUAAACUGAGUAAAAACCACAGUCAGCUACAGGAAGAAGUGAAGAAGCUGAAGGAGAAGAUAGAAGAGAAGUGUCCUGAUCGAUGGAGGAGAUUUGGAAGCAGCUGUUACUUUAAAUCCACUGAGAGGAAAACUUGGUCUGACAGCAGGAGAGACUGUCAGGAUAAAGGAGCUGAUCUGGUGAUGAUAAACAGCAAAGAGGAACAGGAAUUUAUCAGUGAACUGAACAUGAGAGGAUACUCUUGGAUUGGUCUGAGAGCCAAACAGUCAUCAGGAGGAUAUAAAUGGGAAUGGGUGGACGGAUCAGCGCUGACACAAACGUUCUGGGCAGAAGGAUAUGAGAUUCCCAGUUAUGGUUACUAUGGAGUCUGCUGUGACAGUGAUGGGAAAUGGACACGGUCACCUGGAUAUAAUUUUGGUGAUCAUGUUUCUAAGACCUUCAUCUGUGAGAAAUGAGUUUGGUGCUUUGAUGUAAAUGUUUGAAUAAUCCAACCAAAGACACCUCACUAUGAAAUGUCCUGCAUGAGCCUCAGACUCAGCUCACAGUUGUUACUUGUUCAUUCUGCAUCAUAUAUUGAUUACAUAUAUUGUCCCUCUGUGCUCUGUGCUGUACAGUAAGGUUGGAAGUCAUCCACACAAAAACUUGAAGUACUUCAUUACUCUGUAGUUCCAGCAAAUUGUUCUAAUAAAAGUCAAAGUGCAGCUUGUCUUUA
Molecule: messenger RNA, 1129 nt
Organism: Oreochromis niloticus (Nile tilapia)
Lineage: Eukaryota; Metazoa; Chordata; Actinopteri; Cichliformes; Cichlidae
Product: CD209 antigen-like protein C
Exons: 6
Coding region: 102-872 (256 amino acids)
Source: RefSeq, a predicted model, not a curated record